AUGGCUUCCAUCACAUUCUGGUGAAGGAAGAAGAUCGGUCAAAGACGGCCUUCGUGUUGUUUGAAGGCACGUGUCAGUGGGUUCGGUGUCCAAUGGGGAUUUGCAACGCGCCUGCCACGUUUCAGCGAACGAUGAACAUGACAUUCCAGAACUUCGUCAACAAGAUGUGGCUAACACAAGGAAUGAUCAACUUCUGCGUGAUCGUGUACAUGGACGAUAUCCUUGUCUACUCAGAGACCUAUCACGGGCACGCGCAACACAUCGAGUGGACAUUGGGAGCGUUGAGAGACGCUGGGUUCAAGAUCGCGCUCGAAAAGAGCGAAUUUUUCCUUUCGGAAAUUUCGUUCUUGGGCUACGUCGUGACACGUGGAGGGCUGGGGCCGGACUCAAGAAAGGUUGCGGCGGUAAGAGAAGCCCCAGUUCCCACGUCGCUGACGCAAGUUCGAGCCUUCUUGGGGUUGGCAUCGUACUAUCGUCGCUUCAUCAAGGGCUUCGCCGCGAUCGCACGACCACUGACGAACCUGCUAUGGAAGGACCAGCCUCUCAGCUGGGACGCGGAGUGCCAACAGGCUUUCGUAACCCUCAAGGACGCUCUGGCGACGACCCCUAUUUUGAUUCGGCCGGACCCCUCGAAGCAGUUCAUUCUUAUCACAGACUUGCAAUCGGAAGCCAUCACCGCUAUUCUAGCGCAGAAGGGGAACGAUGGUCGCAAACACGUCAUCGAGUACGCAUCGCGUACAGUACCGGACGAGCGAAGGAAUGACUCAGCACCUCAAGGCGAAUGCUAUGCAGUAGUCUGGGGAAUCCAACACUUCCAUCCGUAUCUCUACGGACAGAAGUUUCGCCUCGUAACAGAUCACGAACCUUUGCUGGCGUUGAAGAAACUCACUAAUUACACGGGCAUGAUUGGCCGUUGGGCGGUGCGACUACAAGAAUACGACUUCAACAUCGUUCAUCGAAAGACAGAGCGACACGACAACGCGGAUGGACUGACAUGUCUGCAUCGACCUGCCAAAGUACCGAAGGGCGAGGAAAUUACACCGUGGAAAGAGCCGGACUUGACCAACGAGCCUAAAGUUCCGGUUCACGACCGACCCCAGGUGGUGGUGCUGGCCGAAGCAACGGCGUUCCAACGGCGAGCGGCCCCGGGUGUUAGCCACGUGUCUACCGUGGUAGUUCUUAGCGGCGACAUCACCGCCUUCGAUCCGGCGCGGCAAGCCGCCAUCAAGAGCACCUGGUACAAGUGGGGUCGUGAUCUGGCCACUAAUUGGGAUCGACGGCUCACAAGGCACGGUGACGAGUGCUAUCCUGUCGACGGCAUCGAGACAUGGGAAGGCGAUAGGAGGCCCGCGUCAGAAACCGUGGAGUUGCUCAUCAUUCAAGCGUGGAGGACUAACGUCGCGGGAGAUCUUUCGGGAUUCGUCUUUGGAGCGGUCGAUCGGGGAUACCGAUCACAGAUCGUGCGCGAACUUACAAUCGUGAUCGCGCGAUUGGCCGACGAGCUCCCCCUCGAUAUUAUCUCUCAGAGCGACGAAGAGCCCGUGCCGCACGUCCUCUCAAGGACUCUCGCCCCGAGCCUCCAGUGGUCGGCUUGUAUCGAGGAGCGUUGGGCGGACGGUGGUUUUCCAUCCCGCAACGAGUACCUGGACGUCCACAGCCUAACUAACCCCCGCUUCUUUCGGCAACCAACGGCGUUCGAGUGGGCCGUGCUGAGAGAGGAAGAAGAAGCAGAAGAAGAAUCGGAAGCAGAGCUAAGAAGAGAGGCCAGGGAAGCAACGGCCCGGUUGGCCGAGGACGAGGAAGAAGAACGCGAAGUGGAGGACGAAGAAGAAGUAGAGGAGGAGACUUCGGAAGAGGAGGAGGAAGCCUAUAGCGAACACAGUGAGGGGGAGCGAAGCGAAGAGGAGAAGGACGAAGGUGACGACGAAGGAGUGGAAAGCGGAGAAGACGAUCACGAGCUAACGCACGACGACGAGCUCAAGUGGAGCCCAGAACCGGAUCAUCGAGAGGAGAACCCUGAGGCCGCCGCGCAGCGGAAGAAGGAGGUCACGGAAGGAAAGCGGCCAGUGAUCGACUCCGCACCGAACGAUCCGUCCAAGGAUCCCGAGCCGCCCAAGUCAAAACAUGGGGACCUUGCUGCCACGACCUCGGGCGCCACGACGACAAGGCGUCGAUCCCGCUCCGAAUCCCGAUCCUCAUCCCCCUCUGCCUCCGCCCGUCCCCCAAUUUGUCAACGUGUCAAUGAGGGGCUUCGCCCUUCGUCCCUGAUCCAUAUACCACUGUCCCCUUAGACACCUCUCUUUCAAUCAGUAUCUCCAUCGCGUCGUCUUCCCCCGUAAUCCCUUCCCCAUCGCCACCUUCUGACAUUUCUACUCCGCCUGCCUAGAGC
Messenger RNA from Chara braunii, 2389 nucleotides. Lineage: Eukaryota; Viridiplantae; Streptophyta; Charophyceae; Charales; Characeae. The record is from the annotation of a GenBank genome assembly.